Molecule: messenger RNA, 1248 nt
Organism: Aspergillus tubingensis
Lineage: Eukaryota; Fungi; Ascomycota; Eurotiomycetes; Eurotiales; Aspergillaceae
Product: N2227-domain-containing protein
Exons: 2
Coding region: 1-1248 (415 amino acids)
Molecular function (GO): S-adenosylmethionine-dependent methyltransferase activity
Source: RefSeq, a predicted model, not a curated record
AUGGACGAGCACGAGGCAGAUGAAAUUCGCAGCUGGUCGGGCGAUUUCGACCCCUUGGCUGAUAAUGCCGAGCGCCGUGUGCUUUUUGCUGCUUUUGAUUCAUUCAGGCAAUAUCGGAGAACGGCGCAUAUGAACACCACUCACCGUCGUCGUCAGGCCUUUUAUGCCCUACCAUCUGCCCACUGGCAGAUGUUGUCUGAGCCGCCGUUCUCCAUCCUUGAUAACUUCAACCGCGUGGAUGACGCCAUCGACGUGAACGCCGACAUCGCAGAUGCCAUCCUGACCACCGGUCUCUCGUCAUUCGGGCUCUCUGCGAACCCUGACCCCAAUGACCCGCGUCAGAAUUGGCACGGGACGGCCACUCAGUCCGAUGUCAACAAGGCGCACUCCACCCUGAGACAAUUCUACCGGGACUGGAGUCAAGAAGGCCAGGCAGAGCGAGACGUCUGCUACGGCCCUGUGCUGUCCGACUUGCAGAACGAGUUCGGCGCGCGGAUUGGGUCCUCCGAAGACGAGGACGAAGUCAGGGUGCUGGUUCCUGGCGCCGGUCUAGGAAGACUGGUGUUUGAGAUCUGUCGGCAAGGCUUCGCCGCGGAAGGAAACGAGAUCUCCUAUCACCAGUUGCUGGCGAGCAGCUGGAUCCUGAACCACACGCUCGGCCCUCAGAAACACGCACUGCAUCCAUUUGCGCUGCAUUUCUCGAACCUCCUGUCCCGGGAGCAGCAAUUGCAGGAGGUCAAGAUCCCGGAUCAGCAUCCGGGUACGGCUAUGGUGGAAGCUCAGGCGAAUUCGGCGCCAUUUGGGCGCAUGAGCAUGUCGGCGGCCGACUUUACUGUAUUGUACACCAACCCCAGCAACAAAGAGGUGUUUGAUGCCGUGGCGACGGUGUUCUUCAUCGACACGGCGCCGAAUCUCAUCCGGUACGUCGAGGCGAUCCGACACUGCCUCAAGCCCAACGGGCUCUGGAUCAACGUGGGACCGUUAUUGUGGCAUUUCGAGGACGGCAGCAACCGCAGUCAGCACGGAGGCAGUGAGGAGGGCCAAGGUGACCAGGGGAUUGGGGAGCCCGGGAAUGUGGAGCUGACGGAGGCAGAAGUGUUUUGCCUCGUGGAGCGAAUGGGCUUUGCGAUCGAGAAGCGCGAGGCGCCGCACGAGCGACCCAUGUGUGGAUAUAUCCAGGACCCGGACAGUAUGUUGCAGCCAUUGUAUCGGCCGUCGCAUUGGGUAGCACGGAAACAAAAUGUAUAA